UGUGUAGUGGAGGAGGGCUGUGUUGCUAAAAUAAUGCUCCGGCUGUCCUCCUCCUGAUAUCCCACAAUUCUACUCUGGGCUGCAUAGUGGAGUUUGAUAGGCUGAGGCGGAGAGGGGGAACUGCAGCAGCAGCAGCAGCGAGCAGCAGAGUAAGCACCGCUGUCAGGAAACAGGAGCCCACUACGAAUGCUACUCGCUUUUUACCCAGCUUUGAACGAGAGAGAGGAGACGAUUUAACCUGCGUGAUUUACCAUGACAACUGAAUCAGGCGCAGACUCGGAGGCCAAGCAGCCGCAAGAGAACAAGGAGACGGAGAAGGCGAAAGCUAAAGCGGCCGAACCCACCUCGCCUCAGAACCAGCCGGAGGAGCUUCCCGCCGCCGCCGGACACAGCACCCCGGCCAGAAAAGAACAGGAGCCACAGGACGAGGACCUGGUAUCCCACAGGUCAUCCACCAGCCGUCUGUCCAGAUCUCCUUUGAGAGGAGUGAAGAAGGUGAAGAUCAUGCAGUGUAAAGUCACCCUGCUGGACGGCUCCGACUACACGCUCAAUGUGGAGAAACGAGCCAAGGGCCAAGUGCUCUUUGAUAAAGUUUGUGAACAUCUUAAUCUACUGGAGAAGGACUACUUCGGCAUCACACACAGAGAUGUAGAGAAUCAGAAGAAUUGGCUGGACCCUUCCAAGGAGCUGAAGAAGCAGAUCAGGACUGGACCCUGGAACUUUGCUUUCAACGUAAAGUUUUACCCCCCAGACCCCUCCCAGCUGACUGAGGAUAUCACAAGGUACUACCUGUGUCUGCAGCUGAGAGACGAUGUGGUUUCAGGCCGUCUGCCCUGCUCAUUUGCCACCCACACGGUGCUGGGCUCCUACACUGUGCAGUCUGAACUGGGAGACUAUGACCCCGAGGAGUUAGGCAGCGACUACAUCAGCGAACUACGCUUUGCACCAAACCAGACCAAAGAACUAGAGGAGAAGGUCAUGGAGCUCCACAAGACCUACAAGGGGAUGACACCAGCCGACGCGGAGAUCCACUUCCUUGAAAAUGCCAAGAAGCUGUCCAUGUACGGCGUGGACCUCCACCACGCUAAGUUGGUAGGGAGUCUCUAUGAAUGCUUGGCUCCAGCUGAGGGAGAGGACUCUGAGGGCGUGGAGAUCAUGUUGGGAGUUUGUGCAAGUGGCCUGCUCAUCUACAGAGACAGGUUGCGGAUCAACAGAUUCGCUUGGCCCAAAAUCCUCAAGAUCUCCUACAAGAGGAACAACUUCUACAUCAAAAUCCGGCCCGGCGAGGUGAGAACGUUUGAGCAGUUUGAAAGCACGAUUGGUUUCAAGCUUCCAAAUCACCGCGCUGCCAAAAGACUCUGGAAGGUCUGCGUCGAGCACCACACCUUCUUCAGGCUCGUAUCCCCAGAGGCACCUCCAAAGAAGUUCCUGAGCCUCGGCUCCAAGUUUCGCUACAGCGGCAGAACGCAGGCUCAGACCCGCAGGGCCAGCUCUCAGAUCAUCAGACCCGCUCCGUUCUUUGAACGCUCCUCCAGCAAACGCUACAACAUGUCCCGCAGCUUAGAUGGAGCACCCAUUAUGGAGAACCACGAGACUCUCAUGAAGGACAGCGCCUCUGACGGAGCGGCCAAAGUCAUUGCCAAGGGAGACAUCAUCACCACGGUAACGACGGAGAAGAAGGCAGAGGAGGAGAAGGCGGAGCAGGAGGACGCUCAGAUGGACCCUGUGGUGACGGCAGAACCCGUCGUCUCAACACCGCUCAGACACGACACAAAGUGCUCCCCUCGUGUAUACACGACCGACCCCCUCCGCUCUGAGCUCUCACUCCCCUCAUCUCCUGUUUCAUCCAACAAAGUAAGGCGGAGGCGCAGGGAGAACGCGCGUAAACGGGCCUCGUCUGUCAGUCCGGCGAAGAGCAGCGCCGGGUGCCGCCGUCGGCAAGCCCUCGCCGACCGCAAGGCCGCCCUGCUGGACGAGCAGGCACUCCUGCUCUCGGCCCGCAAGCAGAGGCUGGAGCAGGGCAAGAGCCGCGGCGGCACGCUCUUCUCCUUCUCCCUGCACCUGCCCGACCUGUCCUCCUUCCUGGACGAUGACGGCUACAUCACCUUCCCCGACCUGACAGAGAUGCGCUUCCUCCCUGAGUGCGCGCAGAAUUUCCUGCCCAUUAAGUCACCAUCGCUCAUCCCCUGCUUCCUCUUCAUCUUCUUCUUUCUGCUCUCCACCUCCUUCUCCGUCCCUUACGCCCUCACCCUCUCCUUCCCCCUGGCGCUGUGCCUCUGCUACCUGGAGCCCAAGGCAGCCUCCCUGACCGCCUCCAUAGCCCAGGGCUACCAUGACCAUGACAGUUCAGAGGAAGAGGAGACUGACAGCGAGCAAACUGACUUUGCCUUUGAUGGAGAGAUGACCGCCACAGAGUCGGAAGCAGACGACGACUCUGAGAUGCGGACUCAGUAUAGUUUCAUAAGACGAGUAAAGGGGGAAAACGUUUUUAUCAAGCAUAGUAAUCUGAUGCUAGAGGACACCUCGCCUCCGUCGGAGAUGGUCAAGCACCAGACCAACAUCAGCGAACUGAAGCGCUCCUUCCUGGAGACGGGCGACAGCACUCCGGGAUUGACCGAAUGGGAGAAGAGGCUCUCCUCGUCCCCCGCGCGCUCACCCAGAACGGAUGAGCCACCAAUGAUAGAACCGCUGGAUACCGAGGAUGAGGAGCCUGCAGGAGAAGAGACAAAAGAGGUUGUGGAACCUAAAGCCACUAAGGCACCAGGAUAUCUGGUGAAAUACGUGGUGGAUAGUAUCACCACCUCGUCUGGGCCACACGGAAUUAGUCUGUCAACCACUAUGGACGACGACGUCUUCAUGGACGGGACCCUCAGGGAGGUGGAGGAGAAAACCCCCGACUCCCAGGACGAGGUGUCGGAGAGGUCGAUGUUGAAGGUCAGCCCCAGGACUGUCAUACAGGAAGUGUCCCAGGCCAUUAGCGACAAGAAAGGGACGCUCAUUAUCUUAAAGGAUGCUGAGGAUAAAGAAGAGGGCAAAGAGACGAGCGCUGUGGGUGAAGAAGAGGAGCUCGUCGUCCCCGGAGAGGCCGAGGCUCAGGAGAAUGAAGUAUCUGAAACUGUCAAAGAAGACACGUCUGUUGUUCUAGAAGCCAAAACCACAAUAGUCAAGAUGCCAAGUCUGCAGAUGGAGAUAAAAACUGAUGACAUGACUCAGAUAAAAGGUACUGGCUCGCCAAAAAAGGCCAUGGCAUCGUGGAUAUCUGACGAGGCGAAGACGGAGGCCUCCGAGAUCAUCAGCGUGUUGACAAAGGAAGUCAAAGAGAUGACGGCUCCUGACGCUCUGCAGCAGAAAGCAGAAGUGUUCACCUUCAGAGAGUUCCAAACAGAGCAGUCAAAGUCCAGCGUGACUCAGAUCACGCUUUCUGAAUCUUCAACUACGUCCUUAGCAGUGUCUACGCUGGGAUGGGUCUCCUCUUCUCAAAAGACAUCAGACGAACCAGAAGAGAAAGAGGUGGUUACCACGGAGACGGAGGCAGUGCCAGAGCCGGCGCCAGCCGAGUCGACGGGGCCAAUGAUUGUCGAUGCCGUUGACGCAGGUACCAAAGAGACGCCUGUGGUCCACACAGAGACAAAAACCAUCACCUAUGAGUCUGCAGAGGUUGACACUAACGGUGACGUAGACCCCGGUGUGUUGCUGAGUGCUCAGACCAUCACCUCGGAAACCACCAGCACCACGACAACCACACACAUCACAAAGACGGUGAAAGGAGGAAUAUCAGAGACGAGAAUCGAGAAAAGGAUCGUCAUCACGGGAGAUGCAGACAUCGACCACGACGAGGCUCUGGCUCAGGCCAUAAAGGAGGCAAAAGAACAGCAUCCUGACAUGUCAGUGACCAAAGUAGUGGUACAUAAAGAGACAGAGAUCACGCCAGAGGAGGGGGAGGACUGACCCAGGAGUAACACUGAGGGCUGUUUUCUGUUCAACCUCCCAGAAUCCGACAUCCAGAACUCUCCACAUAUUACUCCGGGAUUCUCAGAAGACUCAAAGAAAGGCUCCGACUCUCCAAAUGCUGCAGCUCGCUGCUAACCGCAAACAUCACCUGCAAAAUAAAUUAAUGCAUUUUGCAUGAGAAGGACGCAAGGUCGCAUUAUCAAACAAAGAUUAUACUGAAAACUGUACGAUUUUUAAAAAAAAUAACGGUUCUCGAUCCCAUCUGCACGCCCAAUCCGUGUGCAGCAAGCAGACCUGUUGCUUUCACUGCCUUAUUAUGACUUUGAUGCUUUCUCUUUUUUUUUUUUUUUAUUGAUUAUUGAGAAUAAUUAUUGUAGCAACAUUUUAUUUAUGAAAUAAAAGCCAUCACUCCAGAAACCUAAAAAUCGCUGUAGGCUGUAUAUGUUAGGGAGCAGACACUAUUUAACCUUGCUGUAGAAGUGCCAACCUCAUUUGCCAGCGAGCAUCGCGUCACCCACUCCGACACAAGCCAAUGAUUUUUCUGUCAGGUUUGCCACUACACAAAUCACUACAGCCCCGGACUGUACAUAUCGAAGCUUUCCUAGGAGAAUAGCAAAUUAUCAUUCACCGUUGAUUUUUUUUUUUUUCGUCACGUCUACUUGAAUUCGCAUUUUUUCUUUCUAUGAUCACGUCAGUAUUUUUAUUGUUUCUCAUCAACACUUUUUAGAGGGUCUGUUUUUGGCAAAUGAUCGCUGAGGAAUCUGUGCAAGAAAUAAAACUUUUCAAUGUGCCUGUGCAGGUUUUGAAUGUUUCCCAGGGUAGAUGAUCGGCUGCAGCACAAGUCCCAGGUUUGUGUGACUGUGAGGCAAAGGGCUCAGACUGCCGAGCUCUGCCCAAAUUAGAUGCAAAGCCAAGAGAGAUCUGUCAACUUCCCCUAAAUCCCUCCCUCUCUCCUCCACCACCUCCACCACCCUGAACAUGUCAACUUUCAUCUGUUCAACUGUAUCUGAAUAACCUGAGUAUUGUUCGUGUUACAGCCAUGUUCUCCUCAGAUUGGUGAAAAAAAUAAAAAAGUGGCAAAUGCG
Larimichthys crocea (large yellow croaker) is the source of this 5036-nucleotide messenger RNA. It is a transcript of the gene epb41l3b, whose product is annotated as erythrocyte membrane protein band 4.1-like 3b. Gene Ontology annotation, molecular function: structural molecule activity; actin binding. The coding region runs from base 253 to 3948 and encodes 1231 amino acids. Gene Ontology annotation, biological process: cortical actin cytoskeleton organization; actomyosin structure organization. Gene Ontology annotation, cellular component: plasma membrane; cytoskeleton. The transcript has 27 exons. Lineage: Eukaryota; Metazoa; Chordata; Actinopteri; Sciaenidae. The record is from RefSeq and is a predicted model, not a curated record.